AUGGCCCCACCGGUCGCAGUGCGGCGCCUGUCCCCUCAGAGCUCAGCGGCCCCGCUCUGCCGCACCGGCGCCCUCCUGGUCAACGCCUCCGGCGCCGAGCUCCAGCAGUUCCUGGGCGACCUGCGCUACGGCCUCUUCCAGGGCCAGCGCCUCCGGCAGUGUGGCCUCGGCAGCCGGCCCCUGCGCUUCACCUUUUUUCCAGACUUGCUCAGAGUUAUCCCUGCAAGCAUCCACGUGAGCGUCAUCGUCUUCUGCGCCGUGCUGAUAGUCUUCGCCCUGGUGGGAACGGGGUUCUUCAUGUACAACGCCUUCGGCAGCCCUUCCGAAACGCUGCACGGGCCCGUCGGGCUGUACCUGNGGCAGUUUUGCUGCAGGGGCUCUCAGGUCACGAGUGUCUCUCACUGCUUUUCAGGCUCGUGCGGUUGUCUCAUCCUCGUUCUGUUCUCGUCAGAAGUGAAGAUUCACCACCUUUCCGAAAAAAUUGCGAAUUUCAAGGAGGGAAGUUUCACUUUUAAAACUCACAGCGAACAGUUUGCGAGCUCGUUCUGGAUCAUCCUAGUUUGCACCUUGGUGCAUUUCCUGAAUGUCAUCCUAACACGCUUUGCUGGAUUUGAAUUUCCUUUUUCCAAAUCAAAAGAUUCGGGGACAACUACUGGAGCCGCUGACCUGAUGUAUUGAAAACUGCCUACUUUUAAAAACAUUUCCAGCGAAGGCGUUCCUCACGACCACAUUCAUCAGCCACCAAGCGUACUAGCUCCUAAAGAUGUUAACAACGAAAAAAGAUUUCAAAUAAAUGUCGGUAUGACACAUGCAAUGAAAGGAAGGAAAAAAAGAAAAAGAUACAAGGAGCAAACAAGGAGAAAAAAAAAAGGAAGGAAAACAUGAUGUUUAAUGAAGCACAGCCCAGAACGGCCUUGCUUUCGGGGACCACGGCCUCACCCCGGCGCUCU
Struthio camelus australis is the source of this 950-nucleotide messenger RNA. The record is from RefSeq and is a predicted model, not a curated record. NCBI's taxonomy places the organism in Eukaryota, Metazoa, Chordata, Aves, Struthioniformes, Struthionidae.